UUUAUCCAACCUAAACGAUGUCAACCCAAAUGCUCUUCCUUGCUACGCUAGUUGUCCUCUCAUCUUCCAUGCAAUCCCAUGCGGUGGAAUACACCGUGACGAACAGCGCCGGCAACACUACCGGAGGUGCCCGCUUCUCUAGUGAGAUCGGCAUUCCAUACAGCCGCAGGGCUUUGUCAGCGGCCACCCGUUUCAUAUGGAUGGUCUUCCAUCAGAAAGCCCCUGGGGAUCGUAAGAGCGUCGAAAAAGUGAGCUUGUUUAUAGAGACCAUGGAUGGCGUGGCGUACGAGAGCAAUGACGAGAUCCACGUGAGCGCCACCUACCUUGGGGGAUUCUCAGGGGACGUGAAGGGGGAGUUCACAGGGGUUCUGUACCACGAGAUGGCGCACGUUUGGCAGUGGGAUGGGGACGGGCAAGCUCCCGGGGGGCUCAUUGAGGGGAUCGCAGAUUUCGUGAGGCUCCGGUCAGGGUACGUGCCGGGCCACUGGGUGGGGCCAGGCCAGGGCGAUCGGUGGGAUCAGGGUUACGAUGUCACCGCCCGGUUUCUCGACUACUGCAAUGACCUCAGAAAUAGGUUCGUGGCCGAGCUGAACAAGAAGAUGAGGACUGGCUAUAGCGAUAACUACUUUGUUGACCUGCUAGACAAGAGCGUUGACCAGCUCUGGAAGGACUACAAGGCUAAGUACACUACCUGACUAGAGCCCAUGCACGCUCGAUUGAUGUACGUGCUUUGUAAAAAGCAUCGCCAACCUUACGAUCCUUAACUAUGGACCCUUAUUGUUACAAUUAAUGAAUAUUAAGACAUUUUGACAAG
Messenger RNA from Eucalyptus grandis, 814 nucleotides. RefSeq lists its product as hypothetical. NCBI's taxonomy places the organism in Eukaryota, Viridiplantae, Streptophyta, Magnoliopsida, Myrtales, Myrtaceae. The transcript has a single exon. Bases 18 to 695 code for a protein of 225 amino acids. The record is from RefSeq and is a predicted model, not a curated record.